AUGUUAAAAAAGAAAACUAUUAUUACUUUGGCCGUGAUCAAAGACUUUGAAGCCUCUAAUCCAAAACCGUACAAGCUAAUCUAUGCUUUUAUUGAAGGAGAAAAAUCAAAAGAUGGUGAAGAAAGAUAUAAAACGAAAACUGCAGCAGAAAAACAUAUACAGUUAUUUCACAAAGAGAUUGAGAAAUAUAAUCAAAGGGUUAAGAGAGUGGCAAUUAAAAAAGACCAAGUUGAUAAAGCACUUUUAACAUUGAAUAUGUCAUUUAUUGUGAAGUAUGAAAUAUUAUUAAAUUUGAAAGAUAACGAAACUAAAGAAUAUUUAAUUAUUGAAAUAUUCAAAGAAUUUGAAGUAUUGAUUCGUGAAAAUAGAUUAAAAAUUUCAAAUACUGAAAAACCAGAUAAUUUGAUUUUGGUGCUUGCAGUACAAUACAAAAAAUCUAAAUAG
Racocetra persica is the source of this 444-nucleotide messenger RNA. The record is from the annotation of a GenBank genome assembly. Lineage: Eukaryota; Fungi; Glomeromycota; Glomeromycetes; Diversisporales; Gigasporaceae.